ACAGGAACAGCUGGAAUUAUCAGGCAAACGCGCGUCUGCAUCAUCCACAACGAUCCUGCAGGCAGCAGAGGGCGCAGGCGGGGACCCUCCACUGGGCAUGUAUUUUCGAGGUGGCAUGCCCCGGUGAAGGAUUAAAUUUACUCCACGUACGCAGCCUACAUUCAUCAUGCCGGAAAAAACGAAGUACAAUUUGGUGGACGACGCGCUCGAACCGAGGAUCCUUCCCGACAACGACAUCUUUCAGUACGGGAUCACGUUCGAAGUGAAGUUUAUAGGCAGCCUGGAGAUAGUAAGACCCAAAAGCAGGUUGGAGAUACUGGCAGCUAUGAGGCGGAUUCGCUAUGAGUUUAAAGUGAAGAACAUCAAGAAGACAAAAGUCAGCCUUGUCGUGUCAGUGGACGGUGUCAAGGUAGCGUUGCGGAAAAAAACAAAGAAAAAUACAUACAGCUGGGAUGAGAAUCAGUUAACACUGGCCCACGACCCCAUUUACAGAAUAUUCUAUGUUUCUCAUGAUUCCCAUGACCUGAAAAUAUUCAGCUACAUUGCAAAGGACAAGAAGAGUAAUGUGUUUCGCUGCAACGUCUUCAAAUCCAAGAGAAAAAGCCAGGCUAUGCGGAUAGUGCAGACAGUGGGCCAAGCCUUUGAGAUUUGCCACAAGCAGAGCCUGGACUCCGUUGAUGCAUGGCUGGUGAAGGGAGAGGAGGAAAGAGAAGAGGAUGAGAGGAUGCCAGCCACGGACGCUGCCACGGACGAGUCGUCCUGCGAGCGAGAGACAAAGAUCGCUGAGGGCCCGGUGGUGGAGGCCAAGGCCCCUGGGCUGGUGUCCCCUGGGCUGGUGUCCCUUGGGCCGGCGUCUCCUCUGCCAGGAGCCCUCACCAUGAGUCUUCAGGUGCAGCUGCUGCAAAGACAACUCCAUCACCAAGAAGAGAAGAACCUGGCUGCUUCGGCACAGACGGUGCUCCUCCAGCGGAGGUUCUCGGCGGAGGUGAGGGCCAGGGAGGAGGCGCAGGCCCGGGAGCAGCACCUCCUGCGGCAAAACGAAGAGCUCCUGCGCCGCAUCUCCCUGCUGGUCGAUCGUGUCCAAGAGCUGGAGCUCGGCGCAAACUCUGCCUCCUCCACGGGCUCGCAGGACAGCCUGCUCGAGAUUGCCCUGAGAGCCAGAGUCACGGGCAUGCCCCGCCGCCCGACGCCUGUGCAGGGCGGCAUGUUCCGAGAACCUGACCUGUGCCAUCUGGAUCCAUUCCGCUUCCUUCCAGGACCUCCAGUCCGAGAGAAGAAGCCAGACCAGGACCGGGACUCGGGCCAGGGUCUGGAAGAAGAGAACCCAACAGAGUGUUCUCCUCCCGAGGGCCAGUUCUACGGUGCUGUGGAGACUCUCGGAUUCAGAGAGUCAGGAAUCGCUUCAGGGUACGAGUCCAAUACGGACGAGAGUGAUGAUCGGGACAGCUGGGGGCAGUAAGAUCAAGGAUGUCCUAGGAGGUACACUAGAGAGGCCCUGUGUUUGUUUGUCAUUUUUAGUCCAUAUGACUACAUUAAAAAAAACUCCACAACACAAGAGGCUCCCCCUAACUUACUCUGACUGCACUAAUAGACAAUACUAUUCUGUUCACAUUAAGCCUUCAUCAUAAACUCCGACUGCUGUUAAAAUUCUGAAUAUUCUGAGCUUUUCAGGUACAUGCACCUGCACUGACACUAUAUUGGCUUCUUUGGCCCUGUUCUAGCUCUGUGGGAAUGUUGGUUCUUUUCUUACAGAAGCAGGAUUCUCUAGGAAUGCCUGACUAAACCUGCAAGUGGACUUGCAUUAGAAGGGCAUUCUGCAUUUGUGUGGUACAUGUGUAAGGGGUGCAGAGGCAGCAGUGUAUGUUGUGAACGUUCAGAGAAGGCAGCCUGUUUUCCCGGUGCACCAAAAUCUACCCCAGUGCCAUAUUCAUACCCUCAAGAAUUUAAGCUUAUAGCUCGUGACAGGUCCAUGACUCCUUACUGACUUGAUAUUUCAAAAGAUGUAUUUAAAAACUCUUUUAAACCUCCUGCCACCAUCGCAGUGUUAAUGCGCAGGGCACAUCACGGGGCCGCAGACCAGCAGCGCUUUCGUCAUCAGUAGCUGAUGAUUGUGGGAAGUCUCGAGCCAGAGCAGUGACGUGAAGCCAAGGCUAAAAACUGAACAACAGCCAAAACUCAUGCUUCUAGCAGCUCCCUGAAGUGCACAGUAGGAGUUUCCUGGAUUUCUUUGCUCCAGCCGCAUGGCCAUUGACACUUCACAGCGCCAGCACGUUCUGGUGUCCAGCGUGAGGCCGUGUGCUUGUUUUGGUUAAAUGACAGACCAGCUGUCCACCCUGGAGCGAAAUGAGCUGCAAAGCUUGUUUCUGUUUAUUUUCAAAGGGAGAACUGGCAAUAACUCGAGAGGCACUUGGGUCAAUCUGAAACAUGAUGUUUUCUGUUGCUCUGUUGGAGGUUGGCCAGACUGGAUAGAAUGUGUGACAGUUGUUUUUGCCUUUUUUUGUCUCUUAGUCCACAGCGCAGUAUACAUCGGUGCUACGUGUGUGCAGAAUGUUUCUCAUUCUUCAGCCUGCCUGAAGAUGCCAAGCUCAUGAAAUGAUCUGUUAAAAGAGCAGGAUAUCUAAACACACUGUCAUUAGAGUUUGAAAUAUACUGAAUAUUUUUGUUUUUCUCAGUGUAUAGGAUGCUGUCGUUCAUUCAUUUCAUAUUACCUUUGGACAUGUUUUUCAUUCAGUUAUAAUGGUAAAAUGCUGAAAUUGUGUUUUGUUCUUCUUAAUGUACUAUGUGCUGCCUUUUUUUGCAAUGUUGUUACAAUGUUUCCUAUUCACACAUUUUUCAGUAGUAAAAAAAUCCUGUGCAAAUUCCACUGUUAAUAAUGUGAUUGGACCUAUCAUUAGCAUGCAAUUCUUCACCUGUAAACCUGUAAACUGUUCUGCUCUAAGUCCUCACUGUCUCAUGCACACCAAAUUCAACUCACAAUCACAAGUGUAGAAGGUAUGUUCAAACCUGAAUAUCAUUAAACUGCGCUGGAUUACAGUCA
Molecule: messenger RNA, 3037 nt
Organism: Electrophorus electricus (electric eel)
Lineage: Eukaryota; Metazoa; Chordata; Actinopteri; Gymnotiformes; Gymnotidae
Source: RefSeq, a predicted model, not a curated record